This is a messenger RNA of Drosophila serrata, 1741 nucleotides long. It is a transcript of the gene Cyp309a2, whose product is annotated as Cytochrome P450 309a2. Lineage: Eukaryota; Metazoa; Arthropoda; Insecta; Diptera; Drosophilidae. The record is from RefSeq and is a predicted model, not a curated record. Gene Ontology annotation, molecular function: iron ion binding; oxidoreductase activity, acting on paired donors, with incorporation or reduction of molecular oxygen; heme binding.
UUGUUCGCUUAGCUGUCUGGUGUAUUUAUAAAAUAUUAUAUUGACUUUGGUAAACAAAAAUAGCAAACUGCCGUUAUCAGCGGUGAAAGCGUUGAUGCCCCAGCAUCUUUCCUACUUUCGAUUAGUAUUGGCCGAGAGCUAGAGGAGUCCACAGUCAACGCACGGAGAGCAAGAAAAUGUUAAUUCUGGUGACACUGCUUUCGAUCCCGCUGGGCAUCUACCUGUACCUCACCUGGCAUCACAACUACUGGCGCAGGCGCGGCCUUAUCACAGCUCGUCCGCUUAGCGUGCUAGGCACCUAUCCCGGCCUGCUGACCCGGAAGAGCAACCUGGUUACCGAUGUGCAGAAGAUUUACGAUAAAUAUAAGGAUACGCAUCGAGCUGUGGGUGUCUUCGUAACCCGUCAGCCGCAAAUCCUGGUUCUCGAUCCUGAGUUGGCGCACGAAGUGUUGGUCGGAAAUUUUCGCUGCUUCAAGGAUUCCUUAACUAGCUCUUACAUUAAGGAUGCCAAAUGGGAUAAGUACACCCCUCUCAAUCCCUUCUGGGCAGCUGGGGAGUCUUGGCGGCGACUCCGAACGGAUGCCCAAGCGGGCAUAUCCGGGCAUCGGUUGAAGCAGGGCUAUGCCAUCUGGGAGCAGGGAGGAAAGAUGUUAACGGACUAUAUGAACAGGCAAAUGACGGACCAUGGCCAAAUCCUGGAAACCAGAGAUCUCUGCUUUCGUUACACGGCCCAUGUAAUGGCGGACUUUAUAUGGGGCAUUGAUGCCGGAACCCUUACGCGACCCUCUGAGCAACCCAACAAGUUGCAGCUGAUGGCCAGCCGAUGGACCAGUUUCGCCUUCUACAUGAUCUCCAUUUUUAUGGCCUCCAUAGUGGCGCCUUGCUUUCGCCGCCUGUUGCGCUUCCGGUUCUAUCCGAAGGAAACGGACGAGUUCUUCUCAAACCUGACCAGGGAAUCCAUUGAGAUGCGUCUGAAGGGGGGUAGGGAUGCAACUCGAACAGAUUACCUCUCACAUCUGUUGCAACUUCGUGAUCAAAAGCAGGCCACUCACGACGAACUGGUGGGUCAUGCCCUGACUGUGCUGCUAGAUGGAUAUGAUACCAGUGGUGCUGCUCUACUACACGCUCUCUACUAUUUGUCUGAACAUCCAGGAGCUCAGCAAAAGUUGCGAAUGGAAAUCCUGGCUGGCUUGGAAACGGACAAGAGUCUUGACUUUGAGAAGUUGUGCUCACUCCAAUAUUUGGAGCAAGUGGUUUACGAAUCGCUGAGGCUAAGCAGUUUGAUACCUCAAUACACGAAGGUCUGUACACAACGCACGACAAUUCAAUUAAGUGAAGGCAAAAGGUUGGAUGUGGAGGAGGGUGUGACGAUCAUGAUACCCAACUAUCAGUUCCAUCACGACAAACAAUACUUCCCCGAACCCGAGGUGUUCAGACCCGAACGGUUUGACAAUGGCGCCUAUCAGGAGUUAAUGAGGAAGGGUAUCUUUCUUCCAUUUAGUGAUGGUCCUCGCGUUUGCAUGGGCAUGCGCUUGGCUUUGUUGACUUUAAAAUCUGCCCUCGCUAAUAUUGUCAGCGAGUUUGAGGUGGUCAGGGGCAAAGAACGGUUGGUUCCCAAUGAAGACGCUGGCUUCGGGAUCGUGCUGCAGGGAAAUGUUAAUCUGGAAUAUCGCCGACUUCAGAGAUAGACUUUUAACAAUCUCUCUUAAACUGUUGUUUAUAUAAUAAAUACGAAAAGUAC